This is a messenger RNA of Sabethes cyaneus, 4623 nucleotides long. RefSeq lists its product as uncharacterized. The record is from RefSeq and is a predicted model, not a curated record. NCBI's taxonomy places the organism in Eukaryota, Metazoa, Arthropoda, Insecta, Diptera, Culicidae. Gene Ontology annotation, molecular function: nucleic acid binding. The coding region runs from base 1 to 4623 and encodes 1540 amino acids. Gene Ontology annotation, biological process: DNA integration. The transcript is spliced from 3 exons.
AUGAACCGGUUGAAAACUCUCUUCGGGAACCCGGAGUUUAUUGUUGAAACGAUGGUGAAUAAGGUUGAAUUGAUGCCACCACCGAAAGCCGAGAAACUGGAAACCAUUGUAGAUUUCGGCGUUGCAGUGCAGAAUUUGUGUACUACAAUUCAAGUAUGCCAAAUGGACGAACGUUUUUACAACGUGGCGUUGCUCCAGGAACUUUUUGACAGUUUACCGCCGGCAUUAAAAAUGAAAUGGGCAUUCUAUCGAAAGGAAAUCAGAGCAGCCACUUUACGGGAGUUCAAUGCGUGGCUUGGGAACAUGGUUGAUGCCAUAAGUCAGGUGAGCAGACCACAAGCUUACACGAAGCCUUUGAAGAUGGAGAAGAAAGGUCGGAAAGAAGAUGCCUUUGUACAUCUGCAUUCCGAACAACCGCCUGAGUUGAUCAAUCGCAGAGCAUGUUUAGCGUGUGCAGGAGAAUGCAGUAGUCUUGACAAAUGUAACAGUUUCUUAAGGAUGGUACCGAAUGCAUGGUGGGCAUUAGUGAAUGAAAAGAAGAUCUGUCGAAAAUGCUUGACUAAACACUUUAGAACAUGCGAGAUAAAAGUUCCUUGUAACCAGAACGGUUGUAGUUUUCUGCACCAUCGUUUACUCCACGAUGAUAGCAAGUACCAGGGUCGUUCAUCGCCGAGUGAAUUAUUGGAAAAUUCUUCAUGUAAUGCACAUCACUGCCCGCCCGAUGGAGUGCUUUUAAAAUAUGUCCGUGUUACACUACACGGGAAGAACCGAUCGAUCGACACGUACGCCUUCCUCGAUGCUGGAUCAACCUCCACGUUAAUGGAGCAUAGCUUAUGGGAGGAGUUGAAUCUGGGUGGCGAGAGAAAUCCGCUAUGCAUCACAUGGACUGGCGGUCAGGGGAGAUACGAAGGAAAUUCAGUGAAAUGUUCCCUCGACAUAUCAGGUGCCCAAAAUCCAACCAAGCGUUUCUACCUUUCCAAAGUGCAUACUGUACGGAAACUGGAUCUUCCUUCGCAAUCGAUGUCUGCUACGGAGCUCACAAGAUACUUCCAAUAUUUAUCCGGUCUUCCUCUCGAAUCGUACUCUAAAGUGAAACCACGCAUCCUGAUAGGUGUGGAUAAUUCCAGAUUAGACUAUCCAUUGGACUCCAGAGAAGGGAGCUAUAGUCAACCUACUGCUGUACUGACACGAUUGGGUUGGAUAAUCUACGGGCCAUGUUCAGUUGCAAAACGAUCGACGACUGUGAAUGAGAAUGCGUAUAGCUAUCACAUCUGUGAGUGUGAUGCCCUUCAGUCGGCUGUCAAGAAUUAUUUCGCUCUGGACAGUCUUGGAAUUCAACUCAAUGGGAAGACAUUGAUGUCGAACGAGGAUGAACGUGCGAUUAGCCUGCUGCAGUCCAAUACCGUGUUGAAGGACAAGAAAUACGAAACAUGUCUUCUAUGGCGAUACGACAAUGUUAGGUUGCCGGAGAGUAAGGCAAAGGCUCGGAAACGUCAUAACUGUCUCGACAAGCGCAUGGAACGUGAGCCAGAGUUAGCUAGAGUAUUUCAGGAGAAAAUCUUUGACUAUAAAGCUAAAGGAUAUAUCCGUGAACUUCUAGCGCAUGAGGAGGAAAUGCAAAGAGAACGUUCGUGGUAUCUGCCAAUUUUUCCCGUGUUCAAUCCCAACAAACCCGGAAAGCUUCGGAUUGUGUGGGAUGCCGCAACAAAGGUAGGCGCAGUUUCGCUGAAUACCUUUCUAUUGAAAGGCCCGGAUCUAGUUACACCUCUUCCGCAAGUACUUCAUAGGUUUCGAGAACACCGAGUGGCGGUCUCCGGUGAUGUGCGCGAAAUGUUUCAUCAGGUCUUGAUGAAUCGUGACGAUCAGCAUUGUCUAAGGUUUUUCUGCAACGAAGGUUUCCCCGGUAAGGCUCCUACUGUAUAUGUUAUGCAGCUGAUGACGUUUGGUGCAAGCUGUUCGCCAAGCAGUGCACAAUACGUUAAGAAUCUAAAUGCGGAACGUUUCAGAACCCAGUUUCCGGAAGCAGUGGAUGCGAUCUGUAAAGGAACAUAUGUGGAUGACAUGUUAUACAGUGUCGAAACGGAAGAAGAGGCAGUUAGACUUGCUCAGAACGUACGCUUCAUCUAUUCUGAAGGAGGAUUCGAAAUCCGUGGAUGGUUGUCGAACUCUAAGAAGGUGGUGGAGUCCAUGGGCGAACACGGAAUUGCCGCGAAAAGUCUUGACCAAAAUGCGGAAUUGGCGACCGAAAAGGUCUUGGGAAUGUGGUGGGACACAAUCAGUGACACCUUUACUUUCAGAACUCCACAACGGUGCAGGCCUGAAUUAUUGUCUGGACAGCAGGUUCCUACGAAGCGGGAGGUAUUGCGGAUUCUCAUGUCAGUUUAUGACCCGCUAGGACUCCUCGCUAAUGUACUGAUGUACCUAAAAGUUCUACUUCAAGAGAUCUGGCGAAUGAAAAUAGGCUGGGAUGAGCCAAUAUUCGAUGAACUAUUUGCCAAAUGGAAAGCGUGGAUUAAUGUAUUGAAUAUGGUUGAGUCAGUAGCUGUCCCUCGAUGCUAUCGUACGACGACUUCCUCCUCCCUGAAAACCAACGAAGUUCAGCUCCAUAUUUUCGUUGAUGCGAGUGAGGAUGGGUAUGCAGCGGUCGCAUACUUUCGAUAUGAAGAAGGAGGCGUUAUUGAGUGUGCAUUCGUAACGGCCAAAACCCGUGUUGCUCCCCUGAAAUACGUUUCGGUUCCACGACUAGAGCUUCAAGCGGCAUGCGAAAACGGUUUUUCUGGACUGACUUGGGAUGUACUGUGCUGGCUACGGUCAGAUCAUAGAAGGUACAGCAAAUUUGUCGGGCCAGAGGUUGGCGAAAUCCUGGAGAAGACCGAGUUAACGGAGUGGUUUUGGGUACCAACCAAGUUGAAUGUAGCUGAUGAAGGAACGAAGUGGCAGAAGACUCCUGAUCUCUCGCCAUUCAGUCGGUGGUUUAGAGGACCUGAUUUCUUGCAGCAGCAGCGAAGUGCAUGGCCAGCCCAGCCAUUGGAUCAUGGUUCAACCACUAACGAGAUGAAGCUAUCAAUAAACGUACACGUUGCCCGUGAUACUCUCAUCGAUUUUUCUAAAUUCUCUAAGUGGCGGAAGCUCAUUCGGACCAUUGCCUUGGUGCUGCGGUUUCCGAGAAAUAUUAGAGCUAAACAUCAGCACAGCCAACCUACCAUCGGUAUCCUCCAGCAGAUGGAGCUUUUCGAAGCAGAGAACUUUAUUUAUCGACAAGCGCAGUUGGAGGAAUUCAGCGAAGAAAUGUCGUUACUGCUUUCUGGAGCAUCAAUUCCAAAAGAUAGCUCGAUUUACAAACUGUCGCCCUUCCUGGAUGAGAACGGUCAUCCGGUUACUACUUGCGUCGUUCAAUCGGUUCACGAACAGUACCAUCAUCUCAACCACGAAACCACCGUAGUUAACGAGUUACGACAAAAGUAUCGCAUCCCGAGGCUUCGUAGUGUUUGCUACAAAAUCCGACAAGACUGUCAGGCUUGCAAGAAUGCUAGAGCUAGUCCGCAACCGCCCCUAAUGGCAGAUCUUCCGCCAGCAAUGCUCGCUGGAUACACCAGACCCUUUGCCUAUGUCGGGAUCGACUACUUCGGCCCGAUUCAAGUAGUUGUUGGUAGACGCACAGAGAAGAGAUGGGGAGUACUCUUUACCUGCUUGGUGGUGCGCGCCAUUCACAUCGAAAUCGUACAUUCGCUCAACACAAGCUCGUGUAUUUUGGCCCUGCAAAAUUUCAUAGCCAGGAGAGGAACUCCGAUAGAAGUAUUCAGCGAUCGUGGAACGAAUUUCGUUGGAGCGGAACGUGAGCUGCGUGAUGCUUUGCGUUCCAUAUACCACAGUAAACUCAUGGAAGAGAUUGUGACACCAGACACUAAAUGGACUUUCUUGCCUCCAAGCAGUCCCCACAUGGGUGGAAGCUGGGAGAGAUUGGUCAAAUCGGUAAAGAAGGUAUUGUACCAGAUAAAACUUCCCAGGCUACCCACAGACGAAGUACUCAGGAACAAAUUGCUAGAGAUUGAGAAGACCAUCAACUCACGCCCCCUCACAUACAUACCUGUCGAAGAUGGCGAGAAAGAAGCACUAACGCCCAAUCAUUUUUUGUUGGGAUCAUCCAGCGGUUCCAAACCUCUUGUGCCGUACAACGACAGCCUCGCUACGCUAACCAAUAGCUGGAGAACUUCGCAGAUCUACGCCAACCUCUUUUGGAAAAGAUGGCUGCAGGAGUACUUGCCAUCGAUAAGUCGGCGCACAAAGUGGCAUUACCCGGUAAAGCCAAUCCAGAUUGGCGACGUAGUGAUAAUCACAGAUCCGGAUCUACCAAGGAACUCAUGGCCCAAGGGACGAGUUGUAGAUGUCAAACGCGGUAAAGACGGUCAAGUACGUAGCGCUACAGUGAAAACUGCAGUCAAUGUGUAUGAACGACCUGCGGUAAAGCUGGCAGUUUUGGACGUCGGCGCAACACUUAGUAAGCAGGACCCAGGACCCUGCGUACUGGGGGGGAAUGUUACGCAAUAUGCGAAACGCGCCUCCGAUGUACAGAAACUAUCCUCGGGAAUCGGCACUAUCGGCAACACUGGUAAGGUUUACUAG